This is a messenger RNA of Dendroctonus ponderosae (mountain pine beetle), 2546 nucleotides long. RefSeq names its product pyrokinin-1 receptor. Gene Ontology annotation, biological process: neuropeptide signaling pathway. Lineage: Eukaryota; Metazoa; Arthropoda; Insecta; Coleoptera; Curculionidae. Gene Ontology annotation, cellular component: plasma membrane. Bases 519 to 2102 code for a protein of 527 amino acids. The transcript has 6 exons. Gene Ontology annotation, molecular function: neuromedin U receptor activity. The record is from RefSeq and is a predicted model, not a curated record.
AAAAAUAGCUGUUAUUUUGGGUGGCAAGCCAACAAAUGUUGACGAGGUUUAACAGCAAGCCCAAUUAAAAUCACGUUUGUCGAUACCCAAAACCCGAAAUAUGGAACUGAUGGUUCCAGUGAAUAAAAUUGGGCAAAACGGUGCUCGGACGCGUCAGUAAACAGUUUCGUCGUUCGAACGCCAAACCAUUUCGCUGGGAAAGUUCCUGCGAUGUGUUUUCCGCUCCGGCUUAUUCGCUUUUCGUUGUUCGACCGGUGAAAAGUGUGCUUGAGCCAGCCGCGGGGAAACUUUCAAAUUGUUUGCCGCGAUCUGAAAACUCACGAGUAAUUGCUGAACUGGAAGAUGAUGAGUGAGUGGCGUGAGUCCCAAUGGAAAUAAACGAGUUUUUCUUUUGUGGAGAUUAGAAAUCCAUGAUGACCGCUUUAUCGGGACGCCCACUGCGUCUGAACCCAAAAACAUCGAUACCAAAGAGAAGACGAAGUUAAGCAGAGCCGCUGUGACUUGCAAACUCACAUAAAAUGCCUCCGAGUUUCCAGCACCAAUCAGAGCUGGAAGAAGCCAGCUUAGUGCCCACGGCACCAGUGAUUGAGGGCCUGCAGAACGACAGCUUUUCGAACUAUACGACUGAGGGGUUCGAUCCCUCUGUGCUCUUGGAAGUGGCCAUUCCUUUCACGAUCGUGUACGGGGUGAUUUUCCUGACGGGAGUGAUCGGAAACAUAAGUACUUGCAUAGUGAUCUCCAAGAACAAAAGCAUGCAUACCGCAACAAACUACUAUCUGUUCAGUUUGGCCGUUUCCGAUAUGCUGCUGCUGUUAUCGGGACUGCCGCUUGAAAUGUACAAAAUCUGGAGCCCGGACUCGUUUAUUUUCGGACACUUCAUUUGCUUCCUGCAGGGCUUCAGUGCCGAAAUGUCCGCCAAUGCCACCGUGUUAACAAUCACAGCAUUCACAGUGGAACGGUACGUGGCAAUUUGCCAUCCGUUUGUAUCACAAACCAUGUCCAAGCUGUCCAGGUGUAUUCGCAUCAUAGUUUUCAUCUGGAUUGUGGCUCUUGUGUUGGCGAUACCGCAAGCCAUCCAGUUCGGAAUCAAGGUGUCGGAAGACAACGGAAAACAGUUGACACAUUGCACGGUUGUAUCCAAGAUAUUCGAGCAUGCCUUUGAGAUUUCCACCAUUGUGUUUUUCGUGGCCCCCAUGACUCUAAUUACUGUUCUCUACGUUCUGAUCGGGGCGCAACUGAAAAAAUCGACAGCCAAGCGGCCGUCUUUGACUCAGAACAGCAGCAACAGUACAGCCAUGCGAUGCUCAAAUCAAUGCAACAGUAAUGCCUCCAAGAAACGGCUGAGGCACACCCAAGCUCAAAAUCGAGUCGUGAAGAUGCUCAUUGCCGUCGUUGCGGCCUUUUUCAUCUGUUGGGCCCCUUUCCAUGCCCAGCGACUGGUCGCAGUCUACCUGGCCACUGCCUCUUUAGAAGCGCAAACUGCAUACUUUCAGCCCUACCUGUACCUCACAUACGCCAGUGGCGUACUGUACUAUCUAUCCACAUGCAUCAACCCUUUGCUCUACCACAUCAUGUCCAACAAGUACCGAAACGCUUUUAAGAAAACAUUCCAGAACUGCUGCUCGUCCAGAAGCACCCGCAGCUGCAACUACAUCCCAGCCCCCGUUAAAAGCCACACGAAAAAGUUCCCGGAAAAUUUUUUAGGGGAAGCAUUACAGCUGGCUCAAACGGGCGAUGCGAGAACUUCUUGUAAUUUGGACUGCAAGCCAUCUGGAGUGAAACUGACGCCCCAAACCAGCCAGACCAGCUUCUCCUCGUCGAAGAUCGAAACUUCGCACGCCCUCCUCAGAGAUGACUCCAACACCAAACCCUCCUCAACUCACAUGCAGGGCAUGGCGCCUUCAUGUGCUUCGCUAAAAACGCGCUUCUUGCGUCUGUUCAAGUCUGGGCUCAACCAGAGCUACGUAUCGAAUGCAAGCAAACUCAAUAAGGGUUCGAAUACUAUCAGCAAUUCUAGCCUGAAAGACACUGAUGAGAUUGACUUGGUCUGUGCCGAUUUGGUCAAGCAGAUGCAGGAAGCGAACGAAGACUGUAUAAAAUAAGAGGUGGCAACCGCGGCUAGAGGAUAUAUGUAGGGUGCUUCUUGAAGGCGUGCAGCCUCGGAAGGAAAUGCCAACUAAUUUUGCCACAAUAUACCGGGUAAUCCAUUUGAAAUAUUUUCGUUUCCCGUCGACUGCACCUUCAAAAAAGGAAAUCAAUGAAUGCCCCGAGAGACACCCUGUAUAUAACGUAAGAAAUUGUCAAUCAUCGGUUAUUGGUAAUGGCAUAUUGCCAACUUUUCUAUAAAUAAGGCUUGUGAAUAGCAUUUGUACAGGGCAGGCAUAGUUAAGUUCCAUGGACUGGUUGGAUACACCAGGCCCUCUCAAUUAACUUAUCAUAAAUAUGUAUGUGUUCACCUUAAGGCAACGACUUCCUCAAUAUUUUUGUAUGUUUCCAAUCGAUGUUCAAUUUGACUUGACACGCUUGAUCUGUUCGCGCACCAUUUC